GGAUACUGAGGCCUGUGAUCCAUAAGUUCAGCGUUCAUCAAAUUGUGCCGUUGACACCAGUGCACAGCUAGCGGCGAGCGGAUGGUGGUAUUCCUUUAAAUCAUGGCAGAACCACAUGACAUGCAAAAUAACAAAAACGCAACCAGAAUACUGAAAAUGAAGUCAUGCCCUGAAACUUUAGGAUGUUUUGGAUUUACUCGUCUCGUUGGAACAAAACCGAAUCGACAAGAAGAAUUUGACAAACUUUUGCAGAGUACGAGGUACAACCAGCUUGAAGAACUUUAUUACGACCAUGCUCAGCGAUCAAACAAACCGAAGCUCGCUAACGUGCUUCUCCAGAUACUUCAAAUUCAAGAAGUUGAAUCGAUUCAAGAGUAUACUGUGAACGGAAGUACAUUCAAGGUACACGUCAUAGAGGACACAGAGCUAUAAAAUAUGACUUUUGUAACUUUUCCCACUCAUCUUAAGGCAAUAUUUUGAAGAGAUCGAAAAAAAGCAGUUUAGCCACAGGACCCAUUCAGUGUUUCAGCAAGAUACAACAUUCCACCCUAUUGCUCGAAAGGAUUACCGCUGGGGAUUUGUUCUCGUGUUAUUCACGCGUGAACUUUUACGCGAGAUUUCUCAAACAUUUUCUCAAAGACCGAACAGCUGUGAAAACAUGGCAUGACAAAAAGAAAUCUAAUUACUCAAUCUCUACCAAGUGACAGAGGAUAAGUUAAUGGAAGUUAAUGAAAGUACUUCAAUGCGGGGUCGACCUUCUUUGUGCGUUCCGAGUUUGGUGUGCAAACGUUGUUAAGGAUGAAGCCGAAUAGUUUAUAGAGCACAUAAAUAGAGCUUUGAGUUUCAAGCAAGAAAUGAAGCGACUUUAUCCAGGGCAUUGUGAAGCGUGUUUUAAGUUGCUAUUGGCUUUAAGUGAAACCCAACUUGUUUGCCUUUUUAGAGAACAGAUUCGUUAUUUCGUUAAUUGUCUUUUAAGUGGUGAGAAGAUUACAGAUGUCAUCCUAUGCUUUUUUUAUAGUUAUUUCAGAUAAAACCUCGUGUUUGAACUGUUAUUUCAGAGAGGAAUGAAAUAAGAUUGUUUUCGCGUUGAGGAAUAUUUUCCAAACAAGAUGAGACAAUACAUGACAAUGUCUAUUUUUUACUGUAAACUUUCGUAAAUCAAAAUUGAACAUACACGAUCAGCUGGUCUGAAUUACUGAAGAGCGAGCCAAAAUGUUUCACCUAGUUUCCAGGACAAAGGUCAAGUAUAUUUUUUUUGCAUGUUUUUAAAGAGAGAUCGCUUUUGUUUAUUUUAAAAAGGUAAAGAACUGCGUGUACUGAACAAAAGAUUGAAUAAAUAUUUGUUUUUACAGAU
Messenger RNA from Pocillopora meandrina, 1354 nucleotides. Lineage: Eukaryota; Metazoa; Cnidaria; Anthozoa; Scleractinia; Pocilloporidae. The record is from the annotation of a GenBank genome assembly.